AUGGAGGAGGAGGAGCAGCAGCAGCAGCAGGAGCAGCAGGGCUGCCUGGCAGCUCAACAAGUGAGCAGCGAAAAGCAGCCGCAGCAGCCGCCGCCGCAGCAGCAGGAGCAGCAGCAGCAGCAGCUGCAGCAGCAGCAACAGCAGCCGCAGCAGGAGCCGCAGCUGCAGCAGCAGCAGCAGCAGCAUCAGGAGCCGCAGCAACAGCAGCUGCCACAGCAGCAGGCAGAACAACAGCCGCAGCAGCAGCCCCAGCAGCGGCUGCAGCAGCCGCCGCUGCCGCAACAGCAGCACCAGCAGCAGCAGCAGCAGCCACAGCAGCAGCCGCAGCAGCAGCCGGAGCUGCAGCAGCAGCAGCUGCCGCAGCAGCAGCAACAGCACCGAUGUCCGGCUAUGCUCGAUACUCCUUCUUCAUGGCUGCCCCAUCGAACGAAGUCGUUUUGCGUCUCUGA
Messenger RNA from Eimeria tenella, 449 nucleotides. Its product is annotated as ATP-NAD kinase domain-containing protein, putative. The annotation marks the transcript as partial. NCBI's taxonomy places the organism in Eukaryota, Apicomplexa, Conoidasida, Eucoccidiorida, Eimeriidae. The transcript has a single exon. The record is from RefSeq and is a predicted model, not a curated record.